Penicillium crustosum is the source of this 867-nucleotide messenger RNA. RefSeq lists its product as uncharacterized. Bases 1 to 867 code for a protein of 288 amino acids. The transcript has a single exon. Lineage: Eukaryota; Fungi; Ascomycota; Eurotiomycetes; Eurotiales; Aspergillaceae. The record is from RefSeq and is a predicted model, not a curated record.
AUGGCCAGUUUAGACCGCUAUGAAGACUAUCUGGCCGAUGCCACCCAAGGAGGGGCAGCCGCAAUCUUUCUGGCUGUCCUCCUCUCCAUUGCAUUCUAUAAUGCGAUUGAGCUUACAAUCCUCGUAUUUGUCACAUUUCACCGCUACGAUGGAUUGUAUUUCUGGUCCAUCCUAAUGUCAACUGUCCUUGGCAUCGCACCUUCCACCAUCGGUGCGCUGCUGAAGUAUCUGUCCAUUGGGCCAUUAUGGCUCGCACUCUCUUUGUCCACAAUUGGUUUCUACUUUACGGUCCCUGGGCAAUCCCUUGUUCUCUACUCAAGACUCAGUCUAGUCUUACACAACACUAAAAUUCUCCGGUUUAUCCUUUACCUCAUCAUUAUCGAUGCAGUGAUCAUCCUCCCUCCAACAAUCAUUUUAACAUUUGGGUCAGCAUAUAUCCAAGAACACCAUUGGAAAACCGGGUAUUAUGUUAUCGAGCGGCUAGAGGUGACUUGGUUCUGUGUGCAGGAACUCUUCAUUUCUCUCGUCUAUAUCUGGGAGACAAUCAAGUUACUCCGUCUCGACCCAGGGAAACACAGUCGUCGAAGCCGUGUUAUAUACGAGCUUUUGGCGCUAAACCUUAUUGUCAUUCUGAUCGACAUAGCACUUCUGGUUACUGAAUACCGAGGCCAUAUUUUUGACCAGGUUGUUCUCAAAUGCUUUGUCUACAGCGUGAAGCUGAAGCUUGAAUUUGCUGUUCUGGGGAGGUUGGUAAUUAUUACGACUAGGAGCCACUAUCAACCAACUAUCGACGAAACGCUCGAUAUUCCAGAUUCCAUGCAGUUUCACCCGACAGAAGAUUUUGAAAACCACCACUGGAUGAGAUGA